AUGUCAGGACCGAGUCUAUCAAGAAAGCAAAGCAGCGAAUCCUUAGUCCCUAAACCUGAUAAAUCAUCACAAGCCCAGCAAAUUCAUUCCUCUUUCUCCAAAGCCUACUCAAAUCUUGGCCUAUCCCUUUCAAAAUUCCCCAAGCUAAACGAAACAACGAAACUUAAGAGCAAGUCCCCAAUGAAAAAAAUUAUAAAACCCAGAUCAAAAUCAUCUAUUAAGAAUCCAAAUGAUCUAAAUCUGACCAAAAUUGACAUAAAACCUAAGCUAAAGUCGAAACGGAACAGUAGGUCCUUUUCUUCUAGUUUUGCUAUUGACCCUCUUAACAAAACUUUAGCACUGUCAUCAGUAGUUAAUUCUAAUGAUGAAAAAAUAGAAAAAUUAGACCAAUCUAUGGAUAAUUAUAAGCAGAUUUUUCAUGAGAGCUCAAUUAAAGUAAUUCAAAAAUCUAAAACGAUAAGCGAUUUUGAGCAUAAGUUUGACCAAGAACUUCAGAAAAUAGAAAACAUAGAUAUGGAUUUGAAAUUUGAUAAAUAUUUAUCAUGUGCAAAAAGGACAUUUUUAAAAGUGCUGGAAAAUGAUAAUGAGUUUACGUCUGUUUUAAUAAAAAUAAAAGAUAUUUAUGAUGGGUAUAUUGAACAUUUGUGUAAAAAUCAGCUUAAAAAUGAAAAAAUAUUGAAAAAAUCUUUUGAUUUAGCAGAAAAUCAAGAUUCUGUAAAUUUGGCAAGAUUGGUUAAAAAUCAACAAAAUGAUAAGCUAGCAGAGCAAUGUAAAAAUUUGAAAUCUGACUCCCCUUUAAGUCGAAACAAAAUAUUGAUAAUAUUUCAUUUGGGUGCAUUAGCAAAAUUUUAUAGAUGAUAAUAUUAAUUUUCUAUAUAAAUUAGUCAUGAAAAAGUGCAAGUAGAACGUUAUUUAAACAAUUUUCGCAUAAUUUAUUAAAAUUUUUAAUAAAAUUUUCAAUAAAAUUUUUUUCAUGCUCAAUUUAUAUUCUUUUAAAAAUUUUGAUAGAAAAAAUUUAAUAUAAAUUUUUUAAGUGAAAAUACUAAUUUUUAUAAAAUUAGUUUAAAUAAUUAUUGGAAAAACGCAAGUAUACGUUUUGCAUUAAUUUUUUUAUGUAAUCUUCAUAAAAUAAAUUAAAAUUUAAAAAAAUAUUUAUGGAGAAAAUUUAUAUAUAAAAUUGUUCUUAGUCCUCUUUAAAUUUGAACAGAAUUUCUUGAUACAAUUUAAAGGGGUGGAGUGAGUUAAAUUUAGUUAACAAGAAGCUACAUGAGUCUAUAGUAAGAGAGAAAAAGUAUAUAAAACUACUAACUCCCCCCCCCCCUCCGUGAGCGAACAAAACCAUUAGAAAAAUCACCAUUUUUUGACCAAAAACCCACCCUCCGUGAGCGAACAAAAAUUUUUUUUAAUAGAAAAAAUUUUAAUGGAAAAAAAUUUUGAUAUAUAAGUGAUAAUUAGUAUAAUGAAAUCUAGAGCUAAUUCUGUUUAAUUUUAAACAAAUUGCGUUUUAAAACAUAAAUUUUGCAAAUUAAAUUAAUAUUUGCUUCCCAAUUUUUGCAAAUUAGGAUUUUUUUAAAUUUCGAAAAAAAUAUUUUUUAUAAAAUUUAUAUAUAAAUUUUUUUUAAAAAAAAAAUUAACCCCCCUCCGUGAGUGAACAAAAUUUUUUUGUUCGCUCACGGAGGGGGGGGGGGGGGAGUAAGCACUCUUGAAAAACAAGGGUAUCCAAUUCAAGAAAUAUAUAACAAUCUCAAAAAAAAGCCAAAAGAGCACAAAAGCCCCCUAAUUUCAGCUGGUGAAGACUCAGCUAGCAGUACAGACUAUUCAGAUGUUUCAAGCAUGAAGCGUGAUAUAACUGCUUCAGUGCCAAAGCUAUCAAUCCCAAAACCCUCUACUGAAGGAUACCACCAAGAAUUCAUGUCUAAAUUCAAUGAAUUUUCAGAAUCCUGGAGAUUGCAAAUAGAAAAAGACAAAAGAUAA
Molecule: messenger RNA, 1974 nt
Organism: Blepharisma stoltei
Lineage: Eukaryota; Ciliophora; Heterotrichea; Heterotrichida; Blepharismidae
Source: the annotation of a GenBank genome assembly